This is a messenger RNA of Magallana angulata, 2942 nucleotides long. RefSeq lists its product as uncharacterized. Lineage: Eukaryota; Metazoa; Mollusca; Bivalvia; Ostreida; Ostreidae. The transcript has a single exon. Bases 349 to 1527 code for a protein of 392 amino acids. The record is from RefSeq and is a predicted model, not a curated record.
UGACAUGCCCGGUUUUUACAAUAUAAAAGGGUAUAAACUAGCAUGACAUAAACUGGACUGUUUACGUAUGUAUAUGACCAGGAUUUGGUUCGAUCUCUCCCUAUAUAUAGAAGUGAUCAAGCAGGACGGAUAUUUAAUAUACGGCGCUUAUAUCAAGACUGCGCAUGUCCGCAGGUACAUAGAUCAGUAUUGAUUUUGGCUUUGUUAUACACUCUGUGUGUGUAUACCCUGGGUAUUGAGAGCAACAGUACGAAACUGUAUUUCCAAGCCGUCAAUCUGGACCGCCGCACCAAAGAAGAAGAGCUACAUGACUUUGUUCAUCGGGUUUUCACCCGGCGUGGAGUAGAAAUGAAAAAUGGAGAUAUGAAACCAAUUACAGACGAUAUAGCGUGCAUGGAUACCACAAAUUUUGACAACCCCUCCGGUGUUAACAAUGUUAAAACCAAAACCGGGCGGAUAGAUGGAAAACGAAAAUUGGUGCUUCAUUUCGAUAUUCGGAAUACGGUGCUUGUGGCAGAUUCGGUAACUAGAGUUUCUAUGGAACAGGCUUUGAACAGUUUUCUGACGGGGGUGGCAUGGGGAAAAGCACAGAAUUCUGAAUGGCACUGGCAUUCCUACACCCCGUCCCUCACCCCUCCCGCCCCGGGGACUACAACUAUAUACAAGUUCCUGGAAAAACUUCUCGUGAAAACUCCGGCAGACAGGACCAACUUACGGAUAGCGACCGGUGAUUUUACACACACAGCCAUGGGAGAGGGAUUUCUGCCUGUUUUUCAAGAACACUUGCACCUAUUAAGAUGGCGACAAGAUCCUGUAGAACAUCUAACCAUGUCUGGCAAAAAUGGAAAGCAAUAUCACUAUAUUCUGCCUUCUGUGUAUAGGGUUAUUCAUCAGCUUUAUGAGGAUGGACGCGAUUUCUCAGUGGUUUUCAGAACCUACGGUUUAGAUGCCAAAAAUGUACUUACUAGUCUUUCUCAUGGAUUAUCCGGGAAUCACCCGGACUUUCCGAACCCUUUGGACAUGAAAGUCAACACAACUCAUGGAAAAGUUUACCGAAAACCCAACGAGCCAAUCGUAUUCGAAAUCAAAGAUGGAAAGUCUAAGAAUGGAGAAGAGGCUUCAGUUUACUCAGGGGAUCGAGAGAUAUACUCCAUGUUGAGCCAAACGGAGGGGAUAUGUGCUUUCCAGGACGAUUUUCUGUGUUGGCAGAACAAUACCUACCACCAUCGGACUGCCAAACCCUUGUACAUAGACCCGUUCGAUCAAACCGUCCACCAUAUAUUCUUUGACGACAAUAUACGAACAUUUGAGCACGAUAGCAUCGUAGAUGUGAGAGUGUUCGAAGCGCCAGACGCGAAGGAAGCGAGAAGUAUAUCAAACCAGGAGGCUGCAAUGUACGAAACGAUGAACAUGAUCCAGGCGGAUUUAUUACAAGCAAUCAAGGACCCAGAAUAUUUCGUGAAGGCGGUGCGGACGUGUGAGGAAAAAUACUCAAAAUAUUUGGACGAGGUUUCGAAUGGUUCAUAAAUCGCAUUAUCAGAAAUUAAGAGAGAAAGGGAAUAAUCAGUGCAUACAUGUAUGACGCCUGAAUCAUGCGAAGUUAGUGCUUCACUGACAUUAAUAUUUUAUCGAAGAUCUGUUUUUCACUAACCGUACAUGGGCCAUUUUUUUUUCGAUUUAUUUAUAUGUUUUUUUAAUUGUUAACAAUUACAUUCCGGGUAAUUUGUUCAGUACGUGUAUAUGUGUACACAGUUUGGACAGCUGCCAAGUUCUCUUUUCUUUAAAAUUUAGAAGACGAGUUACGUUGAUAGCCAGUACCUUUAAAGAUUCCUCUGUUUGCUGCAAGUACAUAACAUAGGCAUGUCCUAUAUUACGGAUCGAUUUCUAAUAAAUUAAUGGCAAUAUUAGCGGAUCCCAGGGGGCGUAUUCGGAAACACCGUAACAUCUUGUGUCUUAAUUUUCAAAGAAUGUUUACAUUAAUGUUUUAACACUUUUCUGCGCCUCCUCAUGAUUUAAAUCAAUAGGCUUCAUUCAAUGGUUCGAUGAAAAUCGAUCCGACGACCCUGCACUAGAUCUCUUAUAUAAACUGAAUUUUAAAUUGAGCUGCAGAAAUUUAAUCCAAUAUUCGAUAUAUGGAGUUUCGCCUAAACAACAUAACUUUAAGUUAGCUGGUUUUGUAAACAAGUCGGAAUCUUAAAGGCCAGGGUAGGAAAAAAAGUUGACCAUUUGAUUCAUAUUGCGAGUACAUGUAUGAUGCUACACUAGUAUAUGACGUCAUAAUGACAAGACUGUGAUAGAUAGACGCUAGAUAGAUAUGUGAUAAACAUUAAAACAUGCCAAUAAUCAAUUUAACUAAUGUUUGUUCAAUCAAAAAAUAUAUUUAAUUUUUUUUAUGUCCAUGAUGCAUUCAUUUUAUGAACUAUUUACCCGUUGUUUUUUUUUUGCUUCAGAUUUUAAUUUUUUUUCUUACCUCUUCAUGUGUAUGCGACGUGCAAUACUGUUUAAAACUUGGAUGUCGAAAGAAAUCCACAGCUAAUUGUAUUGAUAGCGGAUCAUAGUUCACAUCAGUGUGAAACCGAACAAGAAAAAAUAAAAAAAUGUAGUUUGAUCAAUUAGGAUAUGCAAUUUUUUUGUUAAAAGUUACAUCAUUCCUUUUUGGUAAAUAUUUUAUAGGGAAAAAAAGUCCGAGUGUUCAUUUGAAUGCAUAAAUUAGAACUAUUAUAGUAAGAAACUUAGACUAAUUUAAUUAAAAUUAAUUAAGAUGUUUGUUCGUUCCUGGCAUAACCAUGAUUAUAUAUAUUAUGUAUACAAUGUUGACUAAUCUAACAGAAUUGUAAACCACAACUUGAUGGUACGUUGUACGUGAGUAAAAAUCUUCCCACAAUUAAUGUGCAAUGACAACCAAAAUAAAAACAAUUCAUGACUGACUAAUAUUCUAUAUA